CUCCUCCCUCCCGCCCGCCCGCCCGCCCACCCGCCGCCGCCUCUGUUCCGCCCAUCCACCGCACCUAGGCAGCCCCUCGUCACAUGGAAGCCGACGUCCCCAUUGCCACGGCUACCCCCAGGUUCGCAUCACUCCCCAAUUCCACUUCUUCCCCCCUCGCCACCGUCAGCUGCCUGGUCAAAUUCUGUCAAAGAUUCGGGCUUUCCUCGUCAAUUUCGUGCUCUAAGACUGGUUGCGAAUGUCUACCAUGGUUCUGUCGUGGGUCAUGAUUGGAUACUGCUUCCUAGUGCCAGUGCUCGGUGCUUGUCGAGAUUAGAUGCGCUGCGCAUCUGGAGCCUCGGAUUCGAGAUGCCUCGCUAGCUUUUAAGUCGUGGCCGUAUUUGUUUAGCUCAAUCUCCCUCCCUAUGUGAGUGUGACACUCCUUUAGUACUCAAUCGAAACCAUCCAGCUUUAUCUUCCAGAGUCGGAGUGUCAUCGUCUAGUAUUGUGGUGCUUACGAGCAAGAUUGCUGGGGUUCAUGGCGUACCAUGUCUCCCAUACCACUUGCCUCUUUUCGUCAAAAUUCAAUUUCCCAGGGAUGGCCAUCUACUGGAUUUGUUCUUGUCUUGUUUCAUAACCAUAGGCUGGGGAUGGGGAAGCUUCUCUCGUGGACCCUGCUUUUUCGAAGAUUGGCUAUUGCAUUGCCCAUUGUGGAAAGUGAGAUGUAUAGGAUACUAUUUUUUUGUUCGUUCCACUAUAUUGGAAACAUUGAAUCUUUCCAGCUUCUGUGCAGUAUUCCUUGUUUUGGUGUAAUGUUAGGAAUAAAGCUCCAAAAGAAUCUCAACAAUCACUGAUGUGGGCGACUCCAGGUACCGAGCGGGUGUUAGCCGUUAGCUGCACCUGGAGACACUGACUUGGAGUUCUCGAAGGCUUUGGAGAUUGCCAAGAUGAAGAGUAGAUUUAUCAUUCUUUGUGUGAUGGCCUGUCUAAUGGCUCAGCUAGGAGCUGCCAAUGUCGUGCUAAUGGGGAAUAAUCUGACCUUGUCGUUUGACGACAUCGAGGCAAGCUUUGCUCCAGGGGUGAAAGCAUCAGGAGUUAAUGGCAUAGUUUAUACUGCUGAACCUUUAAAUGCCUGCGGCCCGUUGACAAUCAAAGCAGUUGAGGGCCCCCCGUCUCCCUUCGCCUUGAUUAUAAGAGGUGGAUGCACAUUUGAUGAGAAAGUAAAAAAUGCACAGGAUGCUGGAUUCAAAGCUGCAAUCGUAUAUGACAAUGAAAAUAGUGGGGUUCUGGUUUCAAUGGCUGGAAGCUCAAGUGGUAUUCAUAUAUAUGCUGUGUUCGUAUCAAAGGCCUCUGGAGAGGUGUUGAAGAAGUUUUCAGGCCAUGCUGAUGUAGAGGUGUGGAUACUACCUACAUUCGAGAACUCAGCCUGGUCGAUCAUGGCAAUCUCAUUCAUAUCGCUACUUGCCAUGUCUGCCGUAUUAGCUACAUGUUUCUUUGUGAGAAGGCAUCGAAUAAGGACGGACCACCCUAGAAAUCCGGAAGCUCGAGAAUUCCAUGGAAUGAGCAGUCAGUUAGUUAAGGCAAUGCCAAGUCUUAUUUUCACAAAAGUGCAAGAAGAUAACUGCACAUCAUCAAUGUGUGCCAUUUGCUUGGAAGACUACAAUGUUGGAGAGAAGCUUAGAGUGCUGCCUUGCCGUCACAAGUUCCAUGCAUCUUGUGUGGACUUGUGGUUGACUUCGUGGAGAACAUUCUGUCCUGUAUGCAAGCGAGAUGCAAGCAGUGGAGUAUCAGAACUUCCUGCCACAGAGACUACCCCAUUACUUUCUUCUGCUGUUCGGUUACCUUCCCAGCCAUCUUCAUCCCGGUUGAGUGUGGGAGCAUCCCCUCCGAGACCAAUAAGCCGGCAUCCUUCAUCUCAUUCGGUUUCUCGUGCUUACUCUGUUUCUAGUACCCCCCAGUCUCCCAACCCCUUCAGAUCUUACACAAACUCUCCUGGCAUCAGUACAAGCAGAAGCAACGCAGACCUUGCGAAUAUGUCAUCUCCCCACCCUCGAAUCUCAUAUUUGUCGUCGACACACUCCCUUGUUGGCAGCCACUUGUCUCCACCAAUCAAUAUAAGUUAUUCAUCACCCCAUGUAUCCCGGUUUGGCCACGGAUCACCCAGUGUAAAUUUCUGUUCAUCCUAUAUGUCCAAUUCUGGAUAUGGAUCUUCAAGCUACUACUAUCUUGGAGCCUCCAGCCAGCAUGGAUCAUACCUAAGACGAUGCGGAGAAUCAGGGCCAAGCCUGUCUACUAUGGUCCCUCAAUCACCACAGCAGUCCCAGUUGGGGCAUGGUGAGUCCUCGGAGGCAAAUGUGGCGACAGGCGCAUCCUCAGCUCAGUCUUUGCGGCAAUCCUACCUGAGACACUCUGGUGAUUCAGAUGCCAGUUUGUCUGACAUGACGUCAGCUCAGUCGUUGCCGGGAUGCUGAGGGACCCAGAUGUGUAAAAAAUUAUGGCGCGAUUUGUGCAUACAUUGAGGCAUGUAACAUAGGUGAGAGAAACAUGCAUAGAAUAUUUGUUGUUGUUUUUUUUUUGCUUUGGAGUAGCCAGUUUUCUUGUGCUUGUGUGCAUAUUACAGGUGACAGGAAGAAUAUUUAUUUGUAUGUAACCUGGUAGGGUGAAACAAUUUGUUUGUUUGAAUGUGUCUGUCACUUGUAUUGACUGGAGGCUUUGGCAGGCUGGCAGUUUUUUUUAUAA
Molecule: messenger RNA, 2718 nt
Organism: Panicum hallii
Lineage: Eukaryota; Viridiplantae; Streptophyta; Magnoliopsida; Poales; Poaceae
Product: receptor homology region, transmembrane domain- and RING domain-containing protein 1-like
Exons: 5
Coding region: 927-2450 (507 amino acids)
Source: RefSeq, a predicted model, not a curated record